AUGGAGAAAUUCGAACUUGAAUACCAACCCAAAAAAAUCAGGGCCUACGCAGUGAGGGUUCUAAAGGAGCUCACCAAAAAGAAAACCCGGCCUAUGCUUAUGUGCUUCCGUAACUGGGAGAUGAGAGUCGGGCUCGGAGGGCCUGAGAAUGAAGAUGAGUCUGAUGACCAUACCCGCGUCCUAGUUUUCAACGAUAAGUACAUUUCUUUCUUGAUUCCGUGGAUGAUGUCGUUCUGCUGGUACGUGGACGAGAUCAUGGAGGAACUUGCCGAUCUCAGAGACCUCAACACUGUCUGCAACGGAAAACUUACUCUUGGUCCUGUUUUCACGGUUGAGGAGCUUGUCAAGAUCGAUAUGAUUUUCAGACUCUUCACCACGGUUGUUCCUAAACAACAUUUGGAGCCGAAAUCGCAUCACUCCAAAGUGACUGAGGUUCCUAGAGUGGACGGUUCCAAAUCGACCGCUGCUUUGAAACCAAUUGAGGGCUUGAAGCCUGUUGAAAUUACGGAGUGUGUUGAACGUCCGGAGCGUGUUGAAAAUCCAGAGCCUACUAAAGUUGACAAAUCAGCCGUCUCCAAGCCUAAUGACCUUGCCCAGCCUGCUUCUUUCAAGACGCUUGACCCCUCUAAGUCGGUGAAUCCCUCCAGACCUUCUGGGUUGUCCAAUCCCUCUGCUCCACCUUUCUCAAAAGACAUCCCCGAACCGCCAAGCUUCGACUAUGAGCCUUCUAAUGCAAUCGCUCAAAAGCCAGUUCAGCCAGCAAGCAAUGCUGUGGUUAUACAGAAGCCGUUGUUUGAUGACCUCGUCAACAAAAUACAGGGUCUUCAAUUGUCCAUUGAGAUUAUGCAGAAUAUGUAG
Ogataea parapolymorpha DL-1 is the source of this 858-nucleotide messenger RNA. RefSeq lists its product as uncharacterized. Lineage: Eukaryota; Fungi; Ascomycota; Pichiomycetes; Pichiales; Pichiaceae. The transcript has a single exon. Bases 1 to 858 code for a protein of 285 amino acids. The record is from RefSeq and is a predicted model, not a curated record.